AUGUGUGCGUGGCAGUGAUGUAACAGUGAUGUAACAGAGGAGGAGUCAGAUGCGCCUCUACUGCGCUCGCUCAAACUGUCGGGUCCUGUACAGAUGAACGCAUGCCUCUACCUCGGAGCACUUUGCUUGAAUUUAACCAACAGGCAAGUCGACGCCAACUUCCAUGUCACUGCUGUAGUUUGGCAGCUGGUUGGUUUCAGUGUGCUGCUGAAGUGGUGAAUGCAUCUUGACUGAACUACUGCUGAGUACUGCUGAGCGCCUGACAGGUGUUGGGGGACCGCCACCCGGCCAGAGAGAGAGAACAUGUCCAAUGGGAAAGACGCAAAUGCUGCAGAGAACUCCUCACAGAUGACUCUGAAAGAGUGCCUGGAUGAGUGCAUGGAGGCCUUGGAUCUCUUCCUCAACAACCACUUCAAUGAGAGCCUAGAGAGGCUGCGGCCAAGAGUGAAUGAGAGUAUGUACCAUGCUCUUAUCUACGCCACAGUGCUGGAAAUGCAGGCCAUGAUGACUUUCCAGCCUGAUGACAUCAGCAAUGCAGGAAAUACCAUGAAGAGUGCCUCGGAGGUGUGCCAGAGGUUUCGACGGAAGUCCCCAGGUUUAUCUAACAAGUCGGUAGGGGAAUCGCUCACUGAAGUGCAGCUUCACGCUGAAGUGUGUUACGCAGAGUGCCAACUCCAAAGAGCCGCUCUCACCUUCCUACAGGAUGAGAACAUGGUGAGUUUUAUCAAAGGAGGGAUCAAAGUACGAAACAGUUACCUAAUUUACAAAGAACUGCAUUCCUUCAUACAAUCUCACAACUGUCUCAAAGGACCCAGCCACGUUCACUUAGAGGGAGGAAUAUCAUUUGGAAUAGGGGCGUUUAAUCUGACACUCUCUCUAUUUCCUCCACGGAUACUCAAAGUUUUAGAGUUUGCGGGCUUCUCUGGAGACAAGGAAUUUGGUCUGUCUCUGCUGCAUGACGGUGCGACCGGGAUGAAUUUGCGCUCCAUGCUGUGUGCUCUGCUCGUGCUCUGCUACUACACCUUUCUCACGUUCAUCCUAGGUAGUACAGGCGAGGGAGACGUGAUUGAAGCUGAAAGGCUGCUGAAACCUUUCCGUCUCCGCUACCCACGGGGAGCAAUAUUCCUCUUCUUUGCAGGCAGGACUGAGGAGAUCAGGGGGAACAUUGAUGAGGCGGUGGCACUCUUUGAAGAUGGCUGCAAGGCCCAGCAGGCGUGGAAGCAGUUCCACCACAUGUGCUACUGGGAGCUGAUGUGGUGCUUCACCUACAAGCGAGCGUGGAAGAUGGCGUACUUCUACGCAGACCUGCUGAGCCAGGAGAGCCGCUGGUCCAAGGCCAUGUAUGUUUACAUGAAAGCUGCUUACCUCAGCAUGCUGGCUGAAGAUGAGGCCAGGCCUUUUGGGGAGGACGAGGUUGAGCUCUUUAGACAAGUGCCCACCUUCAAGCAGAAGAUAGCAGGGAAGUCUCCCCCGACUGAGAAGUUUGCUAUCCGUAAAGCUAGACGCUACAAGGCUCGCUGCCCAAUCAGGCUACCAGUGCCGGUGCUGGAGAUGAUGUACAUGUGGAACGGUUUCAGCAUGAUCAGCAAACGACCAGAGUUGACUGAAGGCAUGAUGCAGACUUUGGUGGAUGCAGAACGCACCCUGCUGGAGUCUCCUGAUAACGAGUAUUCGUUGGAUGACCGCUGUCUGAUCCACCUGCUCAAAGGUCUGUGUUUGAAGAACCAGGGUCUCCUCCAGGCUGCCGAGGAAAGCUUCAACAAAGUGUUUUCCAGUGAAAAGAAGAUCAAGUUUGACCACUACCUGGUGCCUAACUCUCUGGUGGAGCUCAGUCUGCUCUACAUAGACCAAGGCAGAAGGGACGAGGCUAUUAAACUACUGCACAAGGCCAAACACAACUACAAGGACUACUCGAUGGAGUCUCGGACACAGUUCAGGGUACACGCUGCUCUGGCCAAACUCAAGGCUGACCCCGGGGAAGAGGAGGACACUCAUAUGUAAGGAGGACAUUUUCUCACACUGGACUCUCCAUUUCCCUGACAGUUAUGGCUGUUUUAGCCCUUUUUUUUUUUAAACUAUCCAUUUUCAACAAGUGAAUGCUGGGUUUUUUUUAGCACUGUGUUCAGGUAUACCUUUUUGUGUCACUGUCUACACUAGCAUAUCAUUGGACUAAAGUAAAGGCUGUUUUACAAAAGCCUGGGCUGCCCAGACUGGCUUCCAAGAUCAUAGAAGUGUUUGACAUUGUCAACUGAGGGACCGUGUAUAUACAGUACACUAGAUAUUAUGGACAAUGUUUUCAUGGUUUACAUAUAAAAAUGAAACACUAAAUUUGAAUCAGUUGAUUGAAAGCAUCACAACCAGUGUAAGACAUUUUAUGAUUUGAUGAAAUUUAUAGUAAUGACUUUAUAUUUUACUAAAUUAAAAUAGCGCUCUAUGAUUUUUACAUAAUUAAGUUACUUCAGUAUACUGUGCAGUUUUGGAAAGACGACAUUUUAAGGUGUUAAGAUCUAAGGUAUUUUAAGAUAGUUUUAAAAAAACUAAUUUAGAAAAUGGUUAACUGACUUGAAAUGUAUGCCCCCCCCCCUCCAGUCAGCAGCCAGUAUUCUAUGCAUUCAUUCAUUUCUUACUCUGUAUGCUCGCAACGGAAAUGCAUACGAGUACAACAGGCCAUGGCUAAAGAGGUGAACCGUUUACUGCUGUUCUCAACUCACUGACACCGUCUUGGUGUUUGAAUUAAUCAAAAUUCAGUGUUUACGCACAUUUGUAACGGUGCAUGCACUUUCCAAAAAUUUCAGAAUGUUUAACAAAUAUUUUUGCAUAAAUAAAUUCUA
Perca flavescens (yellow perch) is the source of this 2831-nucleotide messenger RNA. RefSeq names its product tetratricopeptide repeat protein 39A. Lineage: Eukaryota; Metazoa; Chordata; Actinopteri; Perciformes; Percidae. The transcript is spliced from 18 exons. Gene Ontology annotation, molecular function: protein binding. The coding region runs from base 304 to 2001 and encodes 565 amino acids. The record is from RefSeq and is a predicted model, not a curated record.